Molecule: messenger RNA, 744 nt
Organism: Penicillium cinerascens
Lineage: Eukaryota; Fungi; Ascomycota; Eurotiomycetes; Eurotiales; Aspergillaceae
Exons: 3
Coding region: 1-744 (247 amino acids)
Source: RefSeq, a predicted model, not a curated record
AUGCGGAGCCUUGGGCUCAGUGAUCGCCCGGUGAGCGAGUGGUCUGCGAAGGCGAAAGCCCAAGUCAUGGAGAGCUUCCACGGUAGCUUCAAUGCCCUCGAACAUUAUGUUGCCCAGGGAGAGGCAGAUGGCAAGCUUGUCUUUGCAAAAGAACACUGCAACUUUUUAGAAGUCCCGAGCUCCCCCCUAGAUACUAAGGCAUUCACUGUCCAACUACCGGAUAGGUACGCGAAACCCGGAGACGUGGUGUCUGUGGGAAACCCAACAGUCCUACCGGACGAAUUCCUGCGCUCAUGGAUCCCCAUCUUCUUGAUUCGCCAUCCCGCCAGGCUAUUUCCUUCGCUAUGUCGUGCCCUACUGGAGUUUCAUCGGAUGUCUCUCCGCGGGACCCGCCGUUUAUAUGACUGGUAUGCGAAUGACAUCCGCUCAAGGGGGUCCCCAUCAGACCCGAUCCUGCUCGAUUCUGACGACGUGAUCAACGAGACUGGCGUCAUUGAGCAGUUGCCCGCCCAGGAGUCCAAAUUAGCUCAGGCCAGUUCCUCCGAUGACCUGUUCCUGGACACUUUGAUGACAUCCAGCGGGAUCCAGAGUGAUAAGGUAGCGGGCAAUAUAAAUAUUGAUGAGGAAGCCAUCAAGUGGCGAGCAGACUUUGGCGACGCGGUUGGCGCGCUUGUUGAGCGAUGUGUAAAAGAGGCGAUGCUUGAUUACAAUCAUUUGAAAUCCACGAGGCUCCUUGGAGUGUGA